Mus pahari (shrew mouse) is the source of this 5679-nucleotide messenger RNA. It is a transcript of the gene Zbtb10, whose product is annotated as zinc finger and BTB domain containing 10. The record is from RefSeq and is a predicted model, not a curated record. Gene Ontology annotation, molecular function: protein binding; RNA polymerase II cis-regulatory region sequence-specific DNA binding; DNA-binding transcription factor activity, RNA polymerase II-specific. The coding region runs from base 29 to 2605 and encodes 858 amino acids. Lineage: Eukaryota; Metazoa; Chordata; Mammalia; Rodentia; Muridae. The transcript is spliced from 6 exons. Gene Ontology annotation, biological process: regulation of transcription by RNA polymerase II.
GGCGGCGGCGGCGACCGCGGCGCGCGCCAUGUCGUUCAGUGAGAUGAACCGCAGGACGCUGGCGUUCCGAGGAGGCGGGUUGGUCACCGGCGGCGGCGGCGGCGGCGGCCCCACGAACAAUAACGCCGGCGGGGAGGCCUCCUCUUGGCCUCCGCAGCCGCAGCCGCGACUGCCCGCGCCGCCCGCGCCGCAGCAGCCGAAUGGGCGCGGGGCCGACGAGGAGAUGGAAUUGGAGGGCCUGGAGCCCCAGGACUCGGAGGCCGCCGCCGGCGCGGACGUCAAGGAGUUGCUGCUGCUCCCUCCGGACACGGGCGGCCCCUCCUUGCUGGGCGGCGGCGCGGGGGGCCCCCUGCUAGCGGAAAGGAACCGUCGGACUCUGGCCUUCCGCGGGGGAGGCGGCGGGGGUCUCGGCAACAAUGGCAGCAGCCGCGGCCGCCCGGAGACCUCGGCGUGGCCCCUCAGGCAUUUCAAUGGGCGAGGGCCGGCGGCCGUGGAUCCGGAGCUGGACGCGCUGGAGGGGAAGGAGUGGAUGCAGGACGGGGCGUCCCUGAGCUACAGCACCGAGGAGGAGGGGGCGAGCCCGGGCGACGGCAGUGGGGCGGAAGGCGGCAGCUGCGGCAGCAGCAGGCGGUCGGGAGGCGACGGUGGGGACGAAGCGGAGGGCAGCGGUGUGGGAGCUGGCGAAGGAGAGACUGUCCAGCACUUCCCGCUCGCGAGGCCCAAGUCCCUCUUGCAGAAGCUCCAGUGCUCCUUCCAGACCUCUUGGCUCAAGGACUUCCCUUGGCUGCGGUACUCCAAGGAUACCGGCCUUAUGUUUUGCGGAUGGUGCCAAAAGACCCCAGAGGAUGGGGGCGGCGUGGACCUUGCCCAGGUGGGGCAUGAUGAGCUUUCGCGAGGGACCCGCAACUACAAGAAAACCCUGCUCCUGAGGCACCACGUCUCCACCGAACAUAAACUACACGAAGCCAACGCCCAGGAGUCAGAAAUACCAUCGGAGGAGGGGUACUGUGACUUUAAUAGCAGGCCAAAUGAGAACUCUUACUGCUAUCAGCUUCUUCGACAACUAGAUGAGCAGAGAAAGAAAGAUAUUCUUUGUGACGUCAGCAUUGUGGUGAGCGGGAAAAUCUUUAAAGCUCAUAAGAACAUCCUGGUUGCAGGCAGCCGUUUCUUUAAGACUUUAUAUUGUGUUUCAAACAAAGAAAGCCCUAACCAAAAUAAUACUACCCACUUAGAUAUUGCUGCAGUUCAAGGUUUUUCAGUCAUCUUGGACUUCCUGUAUUCUGGGAACCUGGUGCUCACAAGCCAAAAUGCCAUUGAAGUGAUGACAGUGGCCAGCUACCUUCAAAUGAGUGAAGUCGUUCAAACUUGCAGGAAUUUCAUUAAAGAUGCCUUAAAUAUAAGCAUUAAAUCUGAAGCGCCGGAGUCUGUGGUUGUGGACUAUAAUAAUAGGAAGCCGGUUAGUAGAGACAGCCUGACUUCAUCACGGGAUCAAAAGAUCGCCAGCUUCUGGGCUACGCGGAAUCUUACCAACUUGGCAAGUAACAUAAAGAUUGAAAACGAUGGCUGUGAUGUCGACGAGGGCCAAGUAGAAAACUACCAGAUGAAUGACAAUAACUGGAUCCGGGAUGGCUCUCCUGAAUUGGCUGAAAAUGAAUCUCAAGGUAAAACGAAAGUGUUUAUUUGGAAUAAUAUGACCUCUCAAGAGACUGGCAAAGCAAGGAGGAAAAACCAAACUACAAAGAGAUUCGUUUACAAUAUACCACCUAACAGUGAGACAAAGGUAGAGGACUCAGUGAUGCAGCCCCCUGCUGCCUACCCAGAAGAAAGCAAGGCCCUACUCAUCAAGGAAGAGCCAGAUUUGGAUGGUGCACUACUCUCAGGGCCUGAUGGUGAUAGGACCAUGAACACAAACCUAUUGGCUGAAGCCUGCAGUGGUCAAGAUGCUGGAGAUGCUGGAGCAUCACAUGAUUUCAAGUAUGGUUUGAUGCCUGGCACUUCAAGUGAUUUCAAGUAUGGGUUGCUACCAAGUACUUCAAAUGACUUCAAAUUCGGAUUGCUACCGGGUGCGUCAAAUGAUUUCAAGUAUGGAUUAUUGCCAGAAUCUUGGCCCACACAAGAAACGUGGGAAAAUGGUGACUCAUCUCUAAUCAUGAACAAGUUGAAAUGCCCUCAUUGUAGCUAUGUAGCCAAAUACAGACGAACACUAAAAAGGCACUUGCUCAUUCAUUCUGGAGUAAGAUCAUUUAAGUGUGAAAUUUGUGGAAAGAUGUUUACUAGAAGAGAACACGUAAAAAGACAUUCCCUGGUGCAUAAAAAGGAUAAAAAAUACAAAUGCAUGGUGUGUAAGAAGAUCUUCAUGUUAGCAGCCAGUGUUGGAAUCAAACAUGGUUCUCGACGCUACGGAGUAUGUAUGGACUGUGUAGAUAAAUCACAGCCAGGAGGACAAGAAGUUGUAAAUCAGGGACAAGAUACAGAGUUCCCUCGGGAUGAAGAGUUCGAGGAAAAUGAAGGCGGCGAGCCCGAUGAAGAACUGGCUGAAGACGGACAAGAUGAGAAUGAUGCACCUCGAUGGGAUGAGCCAGGAGGCGUUUAUGUCUCUGGAUGAUUAGCUGACCUACUAUAUUCCUCAAGAAUGCUGCAUUGAACGUACUAUGAAUCGACAAUUCGGAUUGUUGAACUUGAAGGCUUGCAAAAUAUGGUACAUGCUGGAUGGUAGUUUUGUUGCUGUGAAAAACUGUAGGGUUAAAGCCUUAUAGCAAAAAAAUUUUUUUAUAUUUGCACAGGACUAUACAGCAAACAACCAUGUGGUUGGAUACAUGGAGUCCUCACAUAUUUCAGUCAGUUGUCAAAGUAAACUAUUUUUUAUUUAUAGGAUAUACAGUUAACUAUUUGGGUUGUAUGAAAAUAUAAUCCUUGUCCUUUACAGAGCUUGCUUACAUUCAUGUGCCAUUUAACAUGAGUGAGGAAACCCAUUUAUGGAAGUGCAGUGACAGUUGUCCCAAUCACUCUGUCAAUCAAACCACUCAGGCUAGUUUAUACUAGUAGAGUUUUGUUUCUAUUUUUAUUUUAUUAAUUUUAUUUUUUUUAAUACAGAUUUUCAGUGAGGGGCUUUUUCAACCCCAUUGGUUCUAUUUUCUUGUAUUUUUUUUUUCAUUUUAUUUGCUUCAUAACUUAAACCAAGUCUCUUCUAGUCUUAGAUAUUAUUUCUUAAUUUUGUGCUGAUAGGCAUGCUUAUAAGAACUGGAGAGGUAAUUUAUUGGAAUGAACUAACUGGCUCCCCGCCCUCCCUCCCUUUUUUGACAUGAAUUUUACUACUUCACAAAUGAAGAAUGAUGUUACAAAGUUACCAUGGUGAAGCUGACAAAUACCACUAAAAUGAUUAUGACUUAGAAGUAACUUUCUCCUGCUGCUCUAAUCUGAUAAAUGGUUACUAUAUGAUGUGUUCUGACAUGGGUUUUGGUUUUGGGUAUCUGUUACUUUGGCACUAUUCUUGUUUGCCUCUUAGUGUACUAUACCUCAGCCUUAUUUGAAAUACAGAAGUCUAAUUGAAGAAUGACCCUAGGAAAAUACAUAAAGUGAUUUGUUUUAUAAUUCAUCCCCCAUGUCCAGUUUGGUUAGCUUGUUAUGCAAUAUAAGUGAAAUAUCAGGGUUUUUCUCCUGUGCCCUUUUUUAUCAUUAAAAUGAACACAAAAUGUGCAUUCUCUUUUGUUUCAUGCUUACCGGGAUGAGUGUUUUUAAAUUGUAGCUGAUAAUAUAUUUUUCCAUUCCUUAAAGUCACUACAUCUUGAUGAAAUCUUUAUAGUCUCCAUGAUUCAGCAACCUACAAAAAUACUACAAGUAAAGUGUUGAGCCUUUAUUGUUGCUUUAUCUAAAUUCCUCAGGAGUCAGAGUUCUUCAUGCAGUUGAGACUUAGUUUAUGUAGCCAGGUGACUAACGACUGAGCGGACAGCGGCACGCUCAGCAGCUUGUGACAGGCUAACGUGACAUGUGUCAGGAGCAGAGCAUAUAUAUAAAAAACAGAGACACCAUAUUUUCAACUUUCUUUUAAAUACAAAUUGAGUAUAUUUUCCUAUUUUAUAUCAGGUAACUAAAUUAUGACAGUUGUGUGGAGGAAACCACAGCUGCUUUGACAGACACAAUCUUUUUGGUGCUCCAUCUGUUAAAGUUCAAAAGUUGAUUUUCUUUUUGAAAGAGACAAACUUGGUCAUUGCCUCUGAUUUCAGUAGAAUAAUGGUUUGAUACUGGACAGUGACUUCCUGCAUGGGUAAAUGAGAGUUGAAGUGUCCUGCCUGUUGUGUGGUGAGACCACCUAUUGCCCUCUGGCCUGCAUGGCAGUCUCUGUAUCCCUCGGGGUGGCAGAAGGGUUUCAUUCUGGUUUUUGUUUGAAAUGAAGAGAACACCUUAUUCUCUGUGUUUGAAACAAAUGAGUGAAAUGUAAUUCUAGAGAAGUCCAAAGUAGACAUAGUUGGGCAGAGAUAUUAUGAUGAAAAAGUAUUUUAAAGGUAAAAUGUUGUGCUUUGUGAAUAUGUAAGUAUAGUAUAAAGAUUUCUCUCAUCCCACCUACCCCUUCCUUUAAAAUAAACCAUAGUUUACAAUUGGUAGAUCUGUCUAUAUAUAAAUAUAUAUUAAAGAGCAAAUAUAUAUAUUUAAAAAAAGAUCACCUAAACCUGCUUUAUUAGACAGUAGUUCACUUAUUGCAUAGAAACUGGACUUGGCUUUACAGUCUUAAUGUAUUUUAUUUACUUGAGAUAUGACCUUAUCUUGAAACAGAAUUUCCUUUAUUACUUAAAUCAUUUAUGUAUAUCUGGUAAAUUAUGACCAAAUUUUUGUUAGAUUGCACACAGUAAAUUGAAAUACACAUUUGGUACACUACGGGAUUGUUGUGCUUUUGUUUGGUUUUAGUUGGAAACAGGUUUGAUAUAGAUGACUUAUUACUGUUAAUUUAAAAUAUUCUAUAAUUGUCCAUUGCCUUUUAUGUCGUGUUGUGACAGAUUUGGCUAUAUUUUUAGUCAUCUGAAAUAUACUUUAAAAAGUUUGUUUUUAGGUAAUCCAAAGGAAAAAAAUGUUUAUACUCUUGAAUAUAUAUUUGCCUCAGCCUAUAUAAAAGUUUCUUUGAAGUAAACACUUUACCAGAAACAGCAUUGACAGAUUUUUCUACUUGCUGACUGCCUAAGUUAUUUUGUUUCAUGGUCUUGAGGAUUGCCUUUUCUCUAGACCUUUUUUUAAAAGUAGUUUUAGUACUAAGGUGUACUACUGGGCGCUCCUAUUUUUUUAAGUAUAUUCCUUUUCUGACAGUACAACUUCAGGAAGUUGAUAAAUCUCUAAGAAGUUUUGAUUGGUCUCAGAAAGGUAAUGGAUUGAAUACUCAGAAUUUUGUCUGAAAGUCUGACAGAGUUAUGUUGUACAUUCGGUGAAGUUUUUCAUGUAAUUUAUAUUUUAAAUAAAAUAUUUUUAGAGUUUUUAAUUUUAAUGGAGGGGAAGAACAUACACUUUCAUAUUCCACAGUGGUAAUACUAUGUCGUAGAUUCAGAUCAUGUGUUAUUCUCCCAGACAGUUUCUUCCAUAUGGUCUCUCAUUUGUCAAGGUUCUUGACUCUCGUAUUUUUUACUAGACAAAUUGCUAAAUUUUAGCACCCCAGUUAUCAAGAGCUUUGUGUGUGUGUGUGUGUGUGUGUGUGUG